Messenger RNA from Plasmodium gallinaceum, 15804 nucleotides. RefSeq names its product conserved Plasmodium membrane protein, unknown function. NCBI's taxonomy places the organism in Eukaryota, Apicomplexa, Aconoidasida, Haemosporida, Plasmodiidae. Gene Ontology annotation, cellular component: plasma membrane. The record is from RefSeq and is a predicted model, not a curated record. Gene Ontology annotation, biological process: negative regulation of cell adhesion. The transcript is spliced from 5 exons. The coding region runs from base 1 to 15804 and encodes 5267 amino acids.
AUGAUAAAAGCAUUAUACAAAAGCAUUGUUAAUUUUUUGUUGUCAUCCUUUUUUGAAAAUAUAGAAGAAAAACAAUUACAAACAUCACUUUUAAGAGGAAAAAUACAUUUACAAAAUGUUAAAAUUAAAAAAAACUUUUUUGAUACUUUAUAUUUGCCAUACACAAUUAAAUAUGGUUAUAUUCGUUCAUUAGAUUUACAUAUGCCAUUAUUUUAUUUGUUUCAAAAAGCAACUCUAAAAGUUAGUGAUGUGGUGAUAGUUAUUAAAGAAAAAAAUUUUAAUGAAUUUAAUAUAGAUGAUGAAAUAUAUGGAAUAAAAGAAUUUAAAAAGAAUAAUUUAAAAAUAGAAGAUAUUAAUAAUAAUAUAUAUGAUUUAAAUAAAAAAAUACAUAAAGGGAUAAAUUAUUUAUUAUAUGAAGUUUACAAUAAUAUGUCUAUUGAUAUUGAAAAUGUAGAAGUAAUAUUAGAGAGUGCAGAAAAAAAAAAAUACAUUGUAGGUUUAUUUAUAAAAAAUAUAAAUAGUGUAAAAAGUAAUAAUGAUUCUAAUAAAAUAAUCAAAGAAUUUUCAUUUGUAGACAUAAUAUUUUAUAUGAAUGAUGAUAAAGCUAAAUAUCUAAUAAAUAAAGUAAUCAAAAAGGAGGAAAAAAAAUUAAAAAAUAAAAGAAACAUAAAUGAAGAAGAAAUAUAUAAUAAAAUAAAAAGUAUAUGUUUCAAUUUACACAAAAAAAAAAACAUAAUUUCCGAAAUUCCUGUUAUUGUAAUAAAUACAAAUAUUUAUCUAAGCAAUUGCAAUGAAUAUGUAUACAGAAAUUCGAAAUAUAUUUUUAAAAAAAAUAAUUAUUUUGAUGUCACUUGUUCUCAUUGUGAUAAAUAUUUAUAUCAAUGUAAAGAAAUAAAAAAAGAUAAAAAUAUUUUUCAAAAAAUAUUUUCGAAAAAAGAAAAUAAGCAGAAACAAAAUAGAGAAUCCAUUUAUGAGGUAAGUAAUAAAAGUAUUAAUAAUGAUAAUGAGAAAAAUAUAAAAGUAAAGAGUUUUGUGAAUAUUGCAAAUAAUGAAAUUGAUGAACAGUUAGUUCAUCAAAAUAAUAAAAUAAAAGAGGGAUUAGAUGAGGAUAAUGUGGGAGAAAUGAACGAAAGUAAUGUAUACUUUAAAAUAAAUAGUAUGAAUGAAAAAUUUCUAGAAAAAUUCGAGUUAUUAGAAGAAAAUAUAAAUCUUCGAGAAAAUGAAUAUAUGAGUUUUGAAAUAAAAGUUGAUAAAUUGAAUUUUAUGUUGUCAUUUAAGCAAUUAAAUUAUAUUUUUGAUUUUUUAAAUUUUUAUUUUAUUUAUGGUUAUUUUGUUAAUGGGUUAAGUGUAGAAGAAUGGUUAAAUAUACCAGAAAUCAAUGAUAUUUUAAUAUAUAAACGAGAAUUAACUAAAAAAAAAAAUAAAGAAAAAUAUGACAAAGAUUUUAUUGAAAAAUUUGAAUAUUUACAUAGUUUUCAAAUUAUUUCGAGUCUAAAAAGACAUGUUCUAGAAAAUUCAGAAGAAAAAAAUAAAAAUAAUUCUAAAACCUCUGUUUCUAAUGAUAAUUUAUCUGUAACUUGUAGUUAUAAAUUUAUGAUAAAAAAAAUGAAUUUAAAUGUAUAUAGUUUAGAAAAACUCAAUAAAAUUAUACAAGUAAAUUUUAAUUGUUUUGAAUACAUUUUAAAAUCAUACAUUAAUAAUGAUUUUGCCUACAAUAUACUACUAAGUGAUAUAAAUGUGUGCUUUCAUCAUAAAAAUAAAAAAUAUCCAUUACUUGAAUUUUUUCAUAAUAAUACAAAUGAAAAUUACAAAAAAGAAGAAAAGAAAAGAGAAAAUUUUAAAAAAAAUAAAAGAAAAGGUAAAAAUUACAUUUUUAAUCCUCAUAUGAGCAAUAAUACGUAUUUCAAAAAUAAUUCAACUGUAAAAAAUAAAACAAACAAUGUAUAUAUGAAUGAUAAUUUAAAUGAGGUAAAAUUUAAGGAUAGAAAUCAAAUGAAUCUUGUAUUAGAUGAAAAAUCAUUCAAUUGGAAUUUUUAUGGUUAUAAUGACUUCAAUAAUAAACAGGAUGAGGAUUUAUUGAAAAGCAAAGCACUUUCAAUCUUAAUGUAUAAAAAGUUUGAAACUUCUCAAAGUAAAAUGUACAUUAAAUCUAAUCAAAAUAUUAUAAUUACUCUAGGUAUAAAAGAAAUAUACAGUAUUUUAAACAUAAAUUAUGAUUAUAAAUCGGUAGAUUUAGAAAAAAAAAUUAAACGUUUUAAAAAUGUAUAUUAUUAUUAUCUAUUAGGGAAAAAAUACUGUAAAGAAUUAUAUAUAGCAUCAGAAAAAAAUUUUGUUGAUAUUAAUAUUGAUUUUAUUAACAAUAUUUAUUUUAAUAUUGUUAUAAAUAAGAAAUAUUCUAUAUUAUUAUGUUUUAAAAAAUUUCUAUUAAAUUCUUUUUUCUUUACAAAAACUUAUUUACAUACCCAUUUAAAUAAUUUAUCUAUGUUAAAAAAUUGUAAUGAAGUACCAAAAAAAAAUGAGAAAACAGAUAUUCCUAAUAAUUCCACUGAAAAUGAAUUUUACAAUUUACAUGUUACUAAUAAUAAUAGUCCUAGUUUAUGUUUAAAAAAUGAUAUAGAUGAAAUUUUUAAUGUUGAUACUUUGAAGAAUAAUAAUAAUAAAAAUUUAUACAAUGAAAGUACAAAGAAAACAUUUGAAUUAGAUGAUAUGAAUGCUAGUUUAAAUAGUAAUCAAAAGAAAAUUAAUAAAUCUAAUAUUUAUAAUGAUGUUUCACAUAUAAAUGAUGAAUUAACACAAAUACAUGGAACAUAUCAUCAAGAGCUUUUAAAAAUGAAUAAUUUAGAAGAAUCUGAAAAUAUAAAGAAUAUUUACAAAGGUAAUCAAGAUGACUUAAAUAAAAAAUUACAUUUAAAUAAUUCAAUUGAAAAUGGAUACAAUAAUUUGUAUAAUGCAUCUAACAAUCAGGAAAUUACAAAUGAUACAUAUAAUAUAUAUAAUAAUGAAAAUAAAAUUUUUAAUAAUGAAAAAAAAUAUUUCAAUAGUAACCUAAAUAAAGAGUGUUUGAAUGAUGAAAUAAAUAUAUAUAAAGAAAAUAUAUGUAUGAAAAAUUAUAGAAAUGAAAAAGAUAAGAAUAUGUUAACUACAAUUAAGCAGAAAAGAACGAAUUUUAAAUUUUCCAUUUUUAUUUUAAGAAAGAGAAAAAAGAAAAAAUUAAAAAAUAUUUUGCUUCAUAAAAAUAAAUCAAAUAAUAAGUACAUAAUAAAGCCAUUAAAAAUAUAUAUUGAUGAAAUCACUUAUAAUUUUAAAGAAAACAACGACAAAAAGUUAACAUUUAUUCAUGGAAACAAGAAUUAUUUAAACUUCACUUUAAAUGAUAAAACUAUUUUUAAAAUAAUUUUCUUUUAUUAUCAUUAUAAAUACUAUAUAUAUAAAAUAAUAGAAAAAUUCGAGAAGAAAAAAAAUUCUGAUUAUCUUAAUUUAAAUACUAUUGAUAUACGUAGUUAUAAAACUCUACAAAUUUUAUUAGAUAGUUCUACAUUAAAUAAUCAAAAUGAAAAUAAACGAAAAAGUCAAAAAAAUGAAGUAAAUGAAGAGGAAGAAAAAAAACAAGAAGGAAAUAAUAACAAGAACUGUUUUGAAAACGACCUAUAUAAAAAAAGUUCACACAUUUGUGAAAAUAAAUAUGUGAAUAACUUUUAUAAUAAUUCUAAUCUUUUUAAUGAAGAGAAAGAAAAUGAAUUCAAAUCAAAUAAAAAAUUGAAGAAUAAACAAAAUUUGUUGUCAUCAUUAAAUAAGUUAGAUAAUAUAUGUGAUAAUAUGGAUAAUAAUUCACAAAAUAAAAUAAAUAGUAAUGAAAAUUGUGAAUUAAAUGAUACCAAUUACUAUUAUAAUGAAAAAAAUAAAAAAAAAGAUGAAGAUAUAAAUAAUAAUAAUAAAAAUUCAAUAAUGAAGGAUAUAGAAGAAAAAAAUAUAAAAAAAUGCAAAAUUGAUAUUGAGAAUAGCGAAUCAAAAGAAGAAAAAAAGGAGAAUUUAAUAGAUUAUUACUCUAAUGGAAAACAUGAACAUAAUUUAAGAAAAGGAAAUAAUAUUGAAUCUCAUAAGGAAGAAAUGCAAGAAUUUGUUACUUUCAUAAAUAAAAUAAAAAUACAUAUUAAUGAUCAUAAAAAAAAUAAUCGUAUGAUAUCUAUUCAUCUUUCAGAUAUUUUUAUAUACUUCUUUAAUCAAACAGAGAUUUCUAAUUUUAUUUUUAAUUUGAAGAAAAUUAAUGUUCUUAAUUGUUUGUCUAAUAAUGAUAAUUAUAAUAGUUUUUUUCCAUAUAUAGAAAAAAAAAAUUAUACAAAUAAUUUAAGUAAAAAAAAUUCAAAAUUAAAUGAAAAAAAAAAAAAUUCCAAUGUGAAUAAUAUAUAUUUUUAUAAUAGCAUUUUUAAACUAGUAAAAAAUGGAAAUUUUAUUUUAUCAUUUUCAUCAAAAAACAGUUCAUCAAAUAAUGUUUCAGUAUGUUCUCAAAAGGAUCAAUAUAUAGAUAUCAAUUCAACAGAAAAAAAUUAUUUUUUAAAUAAAAUUGAAUAUCAGACAUAUAAUGAAAUUAAUUAUUUAAAAGUUAAUAAAUAUGAAGAAUUAUAUAAUAUCUAUAGUGACAAAAUAAAUUGUAAUAAUAUAGAAAAUUAUGAUAUUAAUAAUUGUACUAAUAGCAACAGUUUUAAUAAUUCAAAUAAUAAAUACUUUAAUAAUACAAGGGAUGAUAAUCAAAAUGACUUAACAUAUAAUAAAGAAAAUUUGAUUAGAAGAAAUGAAAAUGAAGAUGUUAAUACAAGUAAAAGUGAAAGUCAAGAUACUUAUGAAGGUGAAAGUGAAAGUGGAAAUGAAAACGAAGUCAAUAAUGAAAAUGAAAAUAAAGAUUCUUAUAUUAAAAAAAAAAGAAACCUAAUGAAGAAGCAUUUAAAUAGUACUAAUGUUUUUUUAAAAAAUAAGGAUGUUAAUGAUGUUAAUGAUGUUAAUGAUGUAAAUAUAAUUCAAAGAAGUCAUAAAAACAAUAUUAUAUGUAAAGAAAAUAUACAUAAUCAAAUGUUAUACAAUGAAAAAAAUUCUAAUAAUGGAAGUUUUAUAAAGGAAAACGAGAAGGUAGAUAAUGAUGAUAUUCUUCUUAAUAAUAUAUAUAAUAGGAAUAGAAAUAGAAAUAAUAUUAAUUUAAAUAAUACAGCAUAUUAUGAAAUAGAAAAACAAAACUUUCUUUUAAAUAAUUUGAAUAAUAAAACAUACUCAGAAAAAGAAAAUUGGAUUACACAUCAGAAUAAUGUUAAUAAUUUAUUAAGUUUAAAUAACUCAAUAAAAAAUAAUAGCAACUUCAAUUCAUCUUGUAUUCUUAUGAAUAGUGUAUCAUCAUCAGUAAUUCAAAAUGAUAAAUACAAAGAAGACAAUGUAAAUGAAGAUGUAGAAGAAGAAGAAAAAGAAGAUGAAGAAGAAGAAGAAGAUGAAGAUGAAGAAGAUUUAGAAAAAAAAAAAAAAGAAAAUGAGAAUAUAAAAAGUUUUGAAUUUCACAUGUUAAAUUCUCAAUUAAUUAUAGAUUAUUUAUAUUUUAUUAACUUAUUUAAAUGGUUUAAUAGACUAAGUAGAAAAUUUGAAAAAAUAAAGGAAAUUUCUGAUUUUGAAUAUAUUCAUAAUACGAAUGAGGAACUUAAUAUAAAUAAUGUAAAAUAUAAUUAUAAUUUUUUUAUACAGAAUAAUAGAAUUUAUACACCCAUAUACAAUUUAUCAAUUACACAAUACACUUAUUAUGAUAAUUUAAAAAAUAAUUCUUAUAUUUCCUUUUUACCAGUUUUAGAAUUUCAUUUUUCUUGUUCAUAUAAAUCAUUAAAUAAUAAUGAUGAAAAUAUUAAGUCUAUACAAGUAAGAAAUUUAGGAAGUAAAUUAAUUAUACCAUCUAUAAAUAUAUAUAAACACAAAAAAAAUAGAAAAUUUUAUAUUUGUGUUCUUAAUUUUAAUGGAAAAAAUAAAAAUAAUGAAACCAUAAUAAACGAUAUAAGAUUUCAAAUAAAUAUAAAAAGAAAAUUAAAUUAUGAAGUUUUAGAAAAUCAAGAAAAUAGUAGUAGUUAUGAAAAUUUAAAUGUAAGUAAUUAUGAUAAAAAAUUAUCUUCUUUAAAUACUUUUUUUACAGCCAUAUCAAAAAAUUCAUUUUAUGGGGACGUUAAUUUCAACUUGAAAAAUUUUAUUAAUGCAAAAGAGAUUAUAAGUUUUUAUAAUGACCCAAUUAUUUUAAAUUUUUCAAAUAAUAUUUUAAAAAAUGUAAUUAUAUGUUAUAACACUUUUUCUUAUUUUUUAAGUAGCUGCAGAAAAACGAACAAUAAUAAUAAUAAUAAUAAUAAUAAUAAUGAUAGUAAUAUAAUAAAAGAUAUAUUAGACUAUUUAUAUAAUCAAAAUGAUCUUUUAUUUGAGUAUUUUUUAGAUGAUAUUCGUUUCAAUUUUUAUGAUGGGAACAGUAAUAGAAAUAUGCCUCUUAUAGUAGUUAGUAUAUUUAAUAUAAAAUUGCUUUUUCAAAAGGAUAACAGUAUUUAUAACUUUUUAAAUUUUCAUUUACACAUAGAUAUUUAUGAUAGCUAUAAGAUAUUAUAUGAUACUUUAUUAGAGAAAAUGGAGAUAUAUAUAAUAUUUGAGAAUAAUAAAAAGAAAAUUAACAUUCUUAAUUUAAAAUUAGAAACAUCUUAUAUUAACGUUUUAUAUACUAAUAAAAAUAAAAAUAUUUUAAUAGGUUUAAUAAAAUCUUUUCUUGACAAAAAUUUAUAUUUUUUUUCCCCUUUAUAUAAAAAAAUGAAUAUUAUUAAUAAUAAGAAAAAAUGUAAUUUAAAAAUAAAUAGCUUUAUAAUAAAAAAAAAAGAAAAAUUGUCUUUUUCUCAGAUUACUUCAAAAAUUUACAAUUAUACUGGAUUACCAAUUAAUGUAAGAUUAAAACAGUCAUUAAGAAAUAAAAUCCAAAAAAAUAAUUUGAAUAACAAAAAUAAAAAUAAAUAUAUUUUUUAUGAAUUACAAAAUAAUGAGCAUGGAGGUUUGUUGAAUGAUGAAAACGGGGAAGUAUGUGAAGUAGUUGUUAUUAUAAAAAUUUUUAAUUAUGUAUUUGAGAUUGUUGAUAUAGAAAAAAAUAAAAACACAUGCGAAAUAAGAUUUCUUCCAAUUAUAUAUGAAUUAAAAAAGAUGAAUGAAAAAAAAAGGAUUAUCAUAAAAAAAUAUGAUUUUAAUUUUGAUAUGUAUAAUGAGUAUUCAUUCAGAAAUAAAACAUUUAAAACUUUUAUCAAAUUAUAUAUUCAAACAAAUAUUGAUGAAAAAGGAAUUGUGUCAAUAUAUUUUUCUUCUAAUUUGUUUAUUAAUAACACAACUAAUAGUAAUUUUGUUUUACUAUUUCAUCCAAUUUUACAUUAUUUUCAAUUAUUUAAUGAACAAAAUAAUCAAAAUAGUCUUAAAAAUAUUCAGAACAUUAAAAGCUUUAAUAAUAAUAGCAUAACGACAAUUAAAUCAAAUCAAAAAUAUUUCUUGCCACUUAUUUCCUUUGUUCCCACACUUAUCUUAUAUGAUUAUUUAAAUAGAAAAAAUAAUAUUGAAGAAAGUAAUGAAGAAAAAUCUAACAUAAAAAAUAAUUGUAAUGAUAACAAAAAUUACAGGAAUUAUAAUACAAUAAAUAAUAAGAGUUCCAGUUAUUAUAUUAACAAUAAUGAUAUUAAUUUAUUCAAGAAAAAAAACAAAAAAAGUGAAAGUUUUUCUUUUGAUUAUACAAAUAGAAAUUCUACCGUUAAAGAAAUUCAAAACUUCAAUAAAAGCAAAAAUUAUAAUUACUCAUUUAAUGAGUUUCAAAAUAUAUGUUCAAAUAAUUUAAAAUUAAAAAAUUAUAAAUUAAAUUUUCAAAAUAAUCAAAUAAGUGUAACGAAUAUUUCAAAGUAUAAAAGAAACAAAAAUUUAAAGUAUGAUUAUAUCGUUAAAUCACUAAAUUUAAAUAAAAUAAAUGAAGAAAAUAAAAUAAAAAAAAAUAAAAUUUUAAAGAGAUUAGAAAAAUAUAUAAGUGAAAAAAGUAGCAAAAAUAUUAAAAGCAUAAAUUGUAUAUAUAUAAUUAAAAAAGAAUUUUAUGAUUUUUACAUAAAUAAAUAUGAAAAUAAAAAAAGUUAUUUUGAAAUUUUUAAUUUUUUAAUGAAAAAUGGAGCAAAAAAGUUGCUAAAUAAUUCUAGUAUAAAAGAAAUUAUAUGCAGACAUUCAUUUGAUUUUUUAAAAUAUAAUAUAUACGCUCAAACAUUAAAGCUUAAAACUUUGAAAAUUAUUUUUUAUGAUAGGCAUAAUGGAUAUAUAAAAGAAGAAGAAUUAGAAAAACAAAACAUGAAAAAUGAAGAUGAUAAGUAUGAGGAAGAAAAUAUAAAUGAAUAUGAAGGUGAAUAUAAAGGAAAAAUAGGAAAUGAUCAUACAGAAAAAAAGAAUUAUGAAGGAUAUAAUCAUAACAAUAUAACACAUUUAAAUAAUUAUAAUGAUUAUAGUAGUGUAAAUAAUUCUAUUAUUUCUAAUGAUAAAUUAUGUAUAAAUGAAAGAAAUUUAAAUAGUUUUUAUUAUAAUAAAAUGGGUUCUAAAUUAAAUAGUCUCAUAAAAUAUGAUAUGAGUAAAAGUUAUUCUGGGAAAAAUAUAUUUAGUAAAGAAUUUUUUUAUUUAUACAAUUCAGAUGAGAAGAAAGGUACUAAAGAAAAUUACAUGAAGUCAGAGGAAGAAAUAAGAAAAAAAAAAAAAUACAUAUUCACAGCAAAAAAGCAAAGUAAUUAUAGUAAUACAAUAAUAUGUGAACAAAAAAAUUUAGAAGUUAAUAAAAUAUACUCAUUUGGUAUAUAUAUAGAUUAUAUAUUUGAAAUUCAUAACUUUUUAUAUGAAGAAAUAAAAAUAGGUUAUUGUCAAAAUUACUAUAUAAAUAAUUUACUAAAGAAGAUAAAAAGAAUUAAAAGAGAAAUUAUUUCACCAAAAUCUAUAAAAUAUUUAGAUAAUAUACCAAAUUAUAUUAAAUUAUAUUAUGUUUUUAAUCACAAGAAUUAUGUGUUUAAUUUUUUUUCAAAAAAAAUUCAGUUACAUCAAUUUACAAAUACACAUGAUAGAUCAUUCCGAAUUAAAAUGUAUAUCGGAUAUAUUAAUGAUAAUAAAAAUAAUAUUAUAUAUAAAAAGAAAAAAUAUAAAUUGAAUUAUUUCUUAAAAAAAAAUUCAGAAUAUAACAAUAAAAAAUACAUAUAUCUGGAAUCUAAAGAUUAUGAGUAUUUAUGUAAAGAAAUUCCGAAAUUCUUCUAUUGGAAUUUAACCCUAAGAAAAAAAACAGAUUUUAUAAAUACAUGUAAUGAAAAUAAUUUUAAGCAUGUAAUUGAUAGUAAUGUAUUACAAUUAUUAAUUUAUUCAUCAUUUUAUUUUCAAAACAAUUUAGACAAAGAUCUCAUAGUAAAAUCAAAUGGAAAUUCACAAAAAAUUAAAAAAAAAGCAGGAAUGUUUUUCGGUGAGGUUCUUAAUAACAAAGUAAUUUUUGAAAUUUUUUAUAAUAAUCAAAUAUAUGUAUCAAAAAAAAUAAAAAUAAAUGAAGUAUGUAUAAAUAAAAAAAUAAUAUUAACAGGUAAAAAUAAAAAAGAGAAUAUAUUUUUAUCUAUGAAUAUUACUUUAAAUGGUAAAAUAUAUAAUACGAAAACUAUAACUCUAAAUAAUAGAUAUACUAUUAUUAAUAACACUAAUCGAAUUUUAUAUGUUCAAGAAAUUAGUAAAGAAUUUAAAAUUAUUAAAAAAGAAAAAAAAAAUACAGAUUAUAAUAAUUCAGUUUCACUAGAUAAUUUCUAUAAGAAAAAUUUUUCACCUAAUAAUAAAAUGGAAAAAAUUAAUAUUAUAAGUGAUAUAAAUGAAUUAAAAGGAAAAAAAAAUAAAGAAAAAAAAUUUGAAGAGAGGGUAGAGGAUGAAAAAGAUGAAAAAAGAAUUCAUCAUUUCAAAAAAAAAGAAUAUAUAGAUUUAAAUGAUAAAAUUCCAAAAAAUACAUUGAAUAUAAUAUCUAUUAAACCACAUGAAUCAUUUUAUUAUCAUCCAAUAAAUACAAAUAAAUGUUUUUUAAAAUUUUCAUAUGCAGAUAUCAAUGAAUGCAUGAAUAAUAAUCAUUUUAUGGAUCGCAGAGGAAGUUAUGAAUUUAUGAAUAAUGAAAAUGAAGUAAUGAACUUAUUUAACGAUUAUUUAAAAAAGAAAAUAAUUAAAUCUAGAAGUUCAUCACUCAUAAACGAAGAAAAUUCAAAUGAUUAUUUAAAAAAUAACGAAGAUUUUUUUAACUUAUUUUAUACUAGUCCUAUAGAAAUUGAAAAAGUUGGAAAUUUUAAAAUUUUUCAUAAAACUAUUAAUAAAGUAGAAAAAAAAAUCAAAGAUACUGAAAAAAAAAAAAUUUUUAAUAAUUUAGAAAGUUCAACUGAGAUAAAAGAAAAGUUAAAGGAAAAUGAUUUUUCUAAUAUAGAAAAUAAAAGAAAUGAAAAUAAUUCAUUACAUAAAAGUAGUAUAAAUGAUGAAGCUUCUUUAAAUUAUGAUGAUAUUAUUUGGAAUGAAGGAAAUUACAAUAAAAUAAAUAUUAAUAAUGAAACAAUAUUAAUUGAUGAAAUCAAUAUUAAUGAUAAACAUAUUUUAAACGAUGAAACAAUGAUAAUAGAAAAUAACACUUUUUGUCUUGAAAAUGUUACGGAAAAACUAGAUGGAGAACCCUCUAAAAAUUUUAUAAUUGAUUUUAAUGAAAGUGAAAAGUUGAAUUUAAAUAAUUCAAAUGGUUUGAAAGAUAAAAAUGAUGGAAAUUUAAAUGAUGAAAAGGAUAAUAUGAAAUUGAAUGAUUUAAAUACUUAUAUAAUACCUAUAGAAAAUGAAGAAGAAAAUAAUGAAGGAAAUGAUGACAAAAAUAAAAAUGAAUUGGUGAAAGAAUAUCAAGAAUAUUAUUAUGAAUAUAAAGAAGAGAGUGUUAUAACUGAAAUUAAUAUAACUAUGAAUAGAAACACUAAUAUUGAAAUAAAUGUAUCUAUUGAAAAUAAUCCUGAUACUAUAAUUUAUAAUAAAACAAAUUACUACUUAAUUUUUUAUCAAAGAAAGACUAAAAAAAAAAUUGUGAACUUAUUAAAACCUUAUGAUAAAGAAAUAUUUGGAUGGUCAGACGUAUCAAAACCAAAAGUCAUAAAAUGCUUUUUAAUUUUUAAAAAAAAUGAAAUAUAUAUUUUUUCUUGUAAUUUAAAUAUUGUAAAAGAACACAAUAAUAUAAUUUUAAAUAAUAAUAAAAGAAUUAAUGUUUUAACAAAAAUUGAAAAUGGCAAAAGAGUAUUUUGCUUAGAAGAAUUAUGUAAAGAAAAUGAAGAAAAGUCAUUAGACCCAUUUAUAUCUUCUAAAGGUUCUAAUAAGUUUAAAACACAACAAAAAUUACAUAAAAUAAAUUUCUAUAAUAACAAUGAAUCUAAUGAAUUAAAAAAAAAGAGGUAUAUUAAAUUAAAGAAAUAUAGUUUAAAUAAUAAAGUAUCUCUAAUAAGCAAAAAACAUUUUAAUAUAGUAUAUUUAAAAAAGAAAAGGAAAAAAAAAAAAAAAAAAAACAAAUAUUUUCAUUUUCGUUCAUUUUUCAUUUUAAAAAAUAUCGAUUUAAAUAAUAAGGAAAAAAAAUCAGAAAAUUUAAAAAAAAAAAAAAAUAAGGGAAUAAAUAAAAAUAUUUCUCAUACAGAAUUAAAAAAAAGUAUCAGUUUCAAGGAUUUAGAAAAAAAUAAGAGAAAAAUAAAGUUAAAAAAAAUCUUUUUAAAAAAAGGAGAAAAUAUAUCUGCACCAAAAAAGUCUUUAUCAAAAAUCAGAAAAAGUCAUCCAAAAAAAUACAUAAAUAAUUUUUUUUAUGAAAAUAAUUAUUUUCAUAAAGAAAAAAAGUAUUCAUUAUCAUUAAAAAAAAAAAAGUCUAUUGCAGAACAUAAUGACAUUUUAAAUGUAAAAUACAAAAAAAAAAAAAAUUAUGAUGAAAAUAUAAAUGAAAGUUUUUUAAGUUCUAAUAAAGAUUCAAGUGAUGGUAAUACAAGUUUGAGUAAUAAAUCAAAUUUAUACAAAAAUAAAAAUAGUAAGAGUUCUACGAACAGUUACGGUGAAAAUGGUGGUGAAAAUUAUGAUGAUAUAUAUUUAGUUAAUAAAAAGAAAAAUAAAAAAAAAAUUAAAAGAAAGCUUAGUGAUUAUAUUUUUAAGAAAAUUAAAAAAAAUCGUAAAAAAUUAAAAGGUUUAACAAAAAUUUACCCUAUUUUUUUAAAAAGAAGUAGUAGAAGUGAAGAAUUAAAUGCAAUGAUUAGAAAUUAUUUAUCUAAUAAAGAAACUAAUAUAUGUAGCCAAGAUAAUAUAAAAAAUAAUGAGGAAAGCAAUACUCUUCUUCAUCCUUAUUUAGAUAGUGAAGAAGUAAAUCCGCAAAUUUUAAAAAAUUGUAGUAGUAAAAAACAAAUAAAAGAAAAUUCAUCAAUAAAAUUUAUAACUAAUUUGCAACUAAUUCUUAGUGGUAUAAAAAUAAAUUUAUUUGAACAUUCAUCAGAUUAUAUGAUUUCUUUUGAAUUAAAUGAUUUAUUAUUUAAAAAAGAAUAUAUAGAGAAUAUAGAUUAUUAUAAUGUAGAUAUAAAAAUAAAUAAUAUAUUAUGUUAUGCUAUUUAUAAAUAUUUAAGCGCGUAUGCUAUUUUAUAUACAAAUAAUGAUAUUAAUUUAAAAAAUAAUCAUUUAAGAAUGUUAAUUAGUGAAUUACAAGUAAAAAGGAAGUUAUUUUUAGAUAAAACGUAUGAUAUUAAAAGCCUUAAUUCAUCUAUGUCAUCAUUAGGUAGCAACAUAAAUAACAUAUCAAACGAAAAUGAUAUCGUUGAAAAUUCGGAAUUUUUAAUUUGCAAUUUUCAAUAUAUAAGAAAAUGUGAAACUCUUUUUUUCAAAUAUUUUUUAUUAAGUAUAAAACCAUUGGUAAUUAAUGCUGACAUCAAUUCAAUAACUAUUUUGUUUUAUUUUUAUAAAACUUUUUACACUUAUAACAAAAAAAAAGUAGAAAAGGAAAAUGUAGAAAAUUAUUCUGAUAGCUCUAAAAGUGAAAAUAAUAAAAUUAAAAAUGAAAACAACGUAAAUGAAAUAAAGAAAAAUUAUUAUUCUUCUUUUGAUUCAUUUGGAAAUAUAGAAAGAACAGAAGAGAAAGAGAAAGAGAAAGAAGAAAAAGAGUGGAACAAGAAGAUGGAGUCAUUUAUAAAAGAGGACAAAAAGAAAAAAGAGAUUAAGGAAACACAAAAAAUAAAGGAAAAUGUAGAAAAAAAUGAAAUUAAUAAAUAUGUAUAUUUGCAAUAUAUAAGUAUAGAUAACAUAAAUAUAUUAUUAAAUUUUCAAUCAGAAUAUAAAAAAGAAUUAAAUAAUCAUGUUAAUGAUUUGUUUUAUAAAGAAUAUAUUAGUGCAUAUAAUAAAUUAGGUGAUAUAUCAAAUUGCAAUAUUUAUUUAAAAAGUUUAUCAAAUAUACACAUAUUUACAAAUUAUCAUCUUCUUAUAAAUUUUCUUCAAAAUUUCUACUAUAAUCAAACAGUAGUUAAUAUUUCUAAUCUUUUAAUUUCUUUUAAUAUAAUUGGUAGUCCCACUUCCUUAAUUGCUCAUAUAAAAAAAGCAUUUAAUGAAUUUUUUUAUAUUAUUAAUGAAAAUUCAAUUAUUAAAAAGGAUUAUAAUAUUAUGAUACAAAAAAAAAAUAAAAAGGAGAAUAUUGAAACUCCUAAAAAAUAUGAAAAAAAUGAACUGAUAAAUUUACUAAAUGAAUCCAAUGAAAGUUCAUUUAUUGAUGAAAAGGAGGAUACUGUAAGUAAUAAAAAAUACAUUAUGCAUAUUUUAAAUGAUUAUAAUUCAUAUCAGAAUAAUUUUUUUAAUGAAGAACAAUAUUUUAAUAAUUUAAAGAAAAAUAAACGUUGGAAUGUAGUAAAAAGAGAAGAGGAAAUUCCUUUUAACAAUUUAAAUUAUUUUCACAAAAAUAAAUUAAAGAACAGAGAAUUCGAUAAUCUAGUUAUGGAUGAUAAUGCUUCUCUCAAUUCUGUACUUUUUAAUGAUAGAAAAAAUGUUCUUUUGGUAAAUAAAGAAGAUAAUAGUAAAAAUAAAAAUAACAUUAAAAGGGGUUAUGGUAAUAAAGAAAUAAAAAAAGCAAAAAAAAAGUGCUUCCCCUUUGCUAGACAAAAGUGUAUAUCAGAUGUUCAAUAUAUAUGCACAAAAGGAAGGAGAAUUUUAAUUGGAUUAUAUGUUUUAUUUAUUCAGUUGAUAUUAUCGUUGCUUUUUUCUAUUACAUUAAUUUUGCAAUCAUUAAUUAAUUUGAUUGAAAAAAUAAAUAUUAAUAAUGUUGACAAUGUAUUCUUAAUAUUUAAUAAAAAAUAUGAGAGAAAACAAAUAUUUGUUUUUAAUAAUAUAGAGGAAUAUAAUAAUUUUAAUAUCACAAAAUUAUUUUAUUAUUAUUUAAGUAUAUAUAUUAAUAUUGUAAAAUUUAUUUGUCACAAUGUAUUAUAUAAAAUGAGGAAGAAUAAAAAAGAUUUAUCAGGAAAAAAUAAAAUUUUCAUAAAAAAAUUAAAAUCUAAUUUAAAAAAAAAAAGAAAAUUUUCUUUUAUUUUAAAUUUUUUCCUAGAUAUCUUAAAUAUUAUAAAUAUUUUCUUAUUUGGUCAUAUUGUGUUUUCUCUUUUAUUUCUUUUAACUAUGAAUAAUUUGUUUCAAAAAUUUUUGAAGUGGUGUAUAAAAUUAGUAUAUUAUCAGCGUAAUCAGAAUUACCUAGAUUUUUUAAAUAAAAAUAAUAUAAAUCAUAUGAAUAUUAUUAGUUAUAUAAAAAUUAAUCAAAUAAUAAAUAAAUAUAUUGUUUUAAAAGAACCAUUUAAGUAUUUUUUAUCAUAUGAAGAUUUUAUGUAUUCUUGUGCUCCUAAAAAAAUGCAUUAUUUUGUAUAUACAAAGGAAUUAUUUUUUUAUAUUGAAGAAAAUAAAAUAGUUUUUUUAUUUAGAAAAAGUGAUUUAAAAAAAAUUGAUAUUAUUAUUCAUACAGGAAAUCAUAGUUUUGCAAUUAAUAGUUAUUACAAAAGAAAAGGAAGUAAAUUUAUAAAAAAAAGUAGAUCUAAAAAUACUUUUUCUAAUUAUGCUAUUAAUUUGGAUAAUAUGACAUAUGAAGAAAAUAAUAGCAUUUCUACUUCUUUUUAUAAUAAAAGUAGUAUAUCUAAUAAUAUAAUAGAAAAUAAAAAUAUAAUAUAUUUGUUAAAUUCAGAAUUAGCAUUAACAAAAAGAAAUGAAAUUAUUAAUUUAAAUAAUAGGAAUUAUAAUUAUAUUAUAUCUGUAAAAAUAACUAUUAAAAAUAAUAUGAACAUUGUAGAAAGUGCUUAUUAUAACCCUAAGAAAUUUUUUAAGUCUUACUCAAAAAUUCAAAAAAGUUUCAACAACAUUUACCUUCCUUUAUUUAAAAACAUAAAUAAUGAUAUAAAGUCAAAUAAGGAAAAAAAUCAUAAUAAUAAAAAGAAUAUAGUAAAAGGAAAUAAUAACAUAAGGUUUCAUAGUUUUGUUAUUGGUUUGUUUUCAUUUUUAAAAAGAUUUUUUAAUUAUUUUCCAUUUACAUCAUUACCUAAAUCAAGGUUAAAAAAUAAUAUAACACAUAUAAAAAAAAAUCCAAAAGAUAAAAUAGGAAAGGAAAAUAUGCAAAAUAAAAAAAUGAAAAAUAAAGAUUUUAAAAAAAUGACACCUAAUAACAUUACUUUUAAAUUAAAUUUCGAAGAUUUUCAUUCUAGUUUAAAUAUUUUUGAUUGUUUGUGCCGCUAUUCUAAUGAUAAUUAA